This is a messenger RNA of Pichia membranifaciens NRRL Y-2026, 2613 nucleotides long. RefSeq lists its product as hypothetical. Gene Ontology annotation, biological process: regulation of transcription by RNA polymerase II. Gene Ontology annotation, molecular function: RNA polymerase II cis-regulatory region sequence-specific DNA binding; DNA-binding transcription factor activity, RNA polymerase II-specific. The record is from RefSeq and is a predicted model, not a curated record. Gene Ontology annotation, cellular component: transcription regulator complex; PcG protein complex. The transcript has 2 exons. Lineage: Eukaryota; Fungi; Ascomycota; Pichiomycetes; Pichiales; Pichiaceae. The coding region runs from base 1 to 2613 and encodes 870 amino acids.
AUGCUGUGCAACCACAAGACAAGCUUCGCUUGGUGGUCAUGGUGGUGCUGCCUGGUCCUGCUGUGCGUGGCAGGACGGGCGCUCGCCAACACAGAGACGCUUGUGCUCGACCUGCGGACGGACCAUCUGCCCGCUGACGCGGCAUGGCACGCCGACGUCGACAGGGCCGUCCUCCGGACGGCCCUCACCCCGGCUAUGGUCGCCGCCGGCACCAACACCUUCUUCGUUGACCUCUCCGCCGUCCCCUCCGGCGGCGAGACGCUGCUGCUCUUCGACGUGACCGGGCUCCCGAGAAAGAGCUUUCUGGUCCGGGCUUGCUGGUCCGCCAUGCACCCCGUCUCCGUGCACGUCUCCGCCGCCUCGGCCGGCGACUCUGACCUGCUGGCCGUCGUGCUGGCGCCGGACUACUACUCCGCAGCCGUCGACGGCCCGGCGACGCACGGUCUGCUGCAGCGCUUCGCCCUCCAGCUCACGCUCUCGGAGAACAGCCUCCUCUUUGGCAGCGUCAGCCCCGACAUGCUCCGCCUGGCCUCUUACGUUGCCACCGUUGCCUUCGGUGCCGUCCUCUUCUCCGCCAUAUUCCCCCGGCCGCGCACCCGCCCGAGAAGAGAUCAACGGAAACGGAGAGGGCUGCGACGGCCAGCCUUGUUUUGCUCUGCUGAGGACAGCCUUGGUGAAGUCUGCGGGGUCGGGGGUCGGGGUUGGGGUGAAGCGGGUUGGCAAGAGAGCAGCAGAAGAACCCAGCGAGACACAGCAAUGGACACGGAACGUCAGGAGGACGCACGGACCCAUGCGGCAGCUGUCGGCGGAAGCAGCAGCAGCCACGGGCCGGACAACGGUGGUGGAAAAGAAAACAUGGCUGUGGCAAGGCCCGAUAACGGCAGCAAUCACGGAGAUGGUCUGGAGCAGGAGAUCGAGGACGACUACAAGGAUAGCAGCAGCCGAGGCAGCAGCAGCAGCGGCACGUCGGUGUCGUCCGCGGUGAUCGAUCCGGAGGUGCUGACACAGGCGGACGGGCUGGAGAACGGACAGGAGCUGGUGGCCGGUCGGAAGGAGGAGGACAAGGAGGGGGGGUCCGAAGAAGACACGGCGUCCGGAGACGGAGACGGAGACGGCAGCGGCGGCAGCGGCGGCAGCAGCAGCAGCAACAAAGACACAGACACCCCGACACACAUCGACCUUGGCGUUGGGAACGGCAAUGGCGAGGCCGCCGAAGCGGCCGUGAAGCUGGCGGAGCACGGCGCCCACUCGGAGCUGCCCCAGCUACAGCAGAUCCGGCAGAUGCAGCAGAUGCAGCAGAUGCAGCAGCUCCAACAGCUGCAGCUGCAGCAGGCACAGGUACAGGUACAGGUACAGGCGCAGGCGCAGGCGCAGGCACAAGCACAAGCACAAGCACAAGCACAAGCACAGGCGCAAGCACAGGCGCAGGCACAAGUCCGUGCUCAGAACCAGACGCAGCAAAACAUGCUUUUCUACACUCAGCUUUUUGCCCAGCAGAACUACCAAAACCAGGUUCAGCCACAAGGCGGAAUCCAGGGCCAAAUCCAGAACCCAAACCCAAAUUCAAGUCCACACUCGAACCAGAAUCUGAACCAAAACCUAAAGGAAAACCCUCUCUUUACCUUGGCAAACUCUGUUCCAUACAGGCCUCUCAACGAGAACCCGGAGACAUCAGAAAACCACGACAACAGCGAGAAGCACGCACAGGACCCGAAAUUCGACUUCAACGACACAGGAGCAAACUACUUCUUCCAGAAGCAGCAGACAGAGGAUCAGACCAAAGGGCCCCUGCAAGCGCCGCAGGAGACGCAGAAAACCCCGUCGGGUGAACACAUGCCUCAAGACCCGGCCCAGAAACAAAAUUCAGCACUCCCUCCUUCGACUGACUGGUUGGCCCCGAUGGGUCUACCACUGAACAUGGCCUCCAACAUAUCCGCAGCUAUUGCUGGACAGCCUCAGCCAUCGGCGGAACACCAACUAAAUGACCAGCUGAGGGACCAGAACGGUAUGAGUGUUCCAAACGCUGGCGGGAUACCGCAGAUGUUGCAGUACAACACAAUCAACAACGCCUUCCAGCUUGGGCUCUUGAAUGGUAGCGUCAACGCCAACGGCAUGAACGGGUUUUUCCCGAGCAAUAUCGAUAUGAAUGGCUCACACCAGGCGCAAGUCCCCGGCCAGCAGAGCGACAUCAUGCUGGACGGCUCGCACAAUGGACUGAUGCGCAGAAAUACAACCUCCGACGGAAUGGCAGCCCCGAAGGUCUUCAUGUGCCACCAUCCGGGCUGCAACAAAACUUUUUCGAGAAAGUUGAAUUACGUCUCCCAUUACCAGUCCAAGCACGAGCACAAAAAGCCGUUUGAAUGUGAAACUUGCCACAAAUCUUUUGCUAGACAUAGUGACCGCCGCAGACACGAGAAGAGCCAGCACACUACAAAGAAGGGCUUUGUAUGUGGAGGAGUCUUGGAAAACGGAGUCAAGUGGGGCUGCGGCAAACGUUUCAAACGGAAGGACGGCUUGACCGCCCACUGGAAGAGUUUGAAAGCAAAAAGAAAGUGUUUUGAAAAUCUUAAGGAGGAAAGCGUUCGCCAGAUGGAGAGGAGUCUUCUCGACUGA